AUGGUGGACACCCUCAAUGAGUUCAACCUGCGACCAUCAUCAGAAAAUGGGAACGCACGUCUGUAUGCUCUCAUCGCAGAACCAGCACUUCACCGAGAGAUCCUACUAGCCCAAACUUUCGAGCAGAAUUGUGAGUUCAUUCGGUAUCAAAUCCAAGAAGGAAAAACGUUACCAGGAUGGACAAUCGAGAAGGAUAACAGCCUAAGAUUCAAGGGAAAGGUGUUCGUACCUAAUAUUGGGACCCUUCGAGAAGGCGUACUCCGAGAAGCUCACCAUUCAAACUUCGCAGUACACCCUGGCGGUACAAAGAUAUAUCAUGACCUACGAAGAACGUACUGGUGGGAAGGAAUGAAGAAGGAUGUAGCCCAAUUUGUAUCUACCUGCCUAGUGUGUCAACAAGUCAAGGCUGAGCAUUAG
Rhododendron vialii is the source of this 417-nucleotide messenger RNA. RefSeq lists its product as uncharacterized. The record is from RefSeq and is a predicted model, not a curated record. The transcript has a single exon. Lineage: Eukaryota; Viridiplantae; Streptophyta; Magnoliopsida; Ericales; Ericaceae. Bases 1 to 417 code for a protein of 138 amino acids.